Messenger RNA from Zeugodacus cucurbitae (melon fly), 995 nucleotides. Its product is annotated as trypsin delta. Gene Ontology annotation, biological process: proteolysis. The record is from RefSeq and is a predicted model, not a curated record. Lineage: Eukaryota; Metazoa; Arthropoda; Insecta; Diptera; Tephritidae. Gene Ontology annotation, molecular function: serine-type endopeptidase activity. The transcript has a single exon. Bases 127 to 900 code for a protein of 257 amino acids.
AUUGCUGAUAAUUGUUCUGGUUACAUUUCGCAAUCCUACAUCGUACGACAUGGCGAUCGUCUAAGUUCAGUACAUUUUUAUACGUUAUUAUAGGUGGACUACUUAUAGUCCCAUACACAUUCCAAAAUGUUGAAGUUCGUGAUCGUGUUAUCGGUAGUUUCGUAUGUACUAGCCGCGCCCACAUCUGAAGGUCUGCAGCCACAGCUGGAUGGACGUAUCGUCGGCGGUGUUGCAACGACCAUUAGCUCUUUUCCAUGGCAAAUAUCAUUACAGUUUUCCGGCUCACAUUCAUGUGGUGGCUCCGUUUACAGUGAAAAUAUCAUAGUGACAGCUGCACAUUGUCUCUCUGAUUAUCCACCACUUUCUGCAAUAAGAGUACGUGCCGGUUCGACUUACUGGAAUUCUGGUGGUAUACUUUCCCAGGUUGCUGCAUUUAAGAUACACGAACUUUACGGCCAGGAUGGCAUGUCCAACGAUAUUGCCAUAAUACGUUUGGCCGCUCCACUUAAGUUUAGUUCGACCAUUAAACCAAUUCCUUUGGCUGUGACAGCGCCACCAGAUGGUGCCGUAGCUGUUGUUACCGGUUGGGGUACUAAACGUUCUGGUUCACAAACAUUACCCACGCAGUUGCAGGCUGUCAAUUUGGAUGUUGUUAGUUCAGAAACGUGUGGCUCGGAUAUUUAUGGGUACGGUGAAGGUAUUUCAGACACUAUGAUCUGCGCCUACACCACCGGUAAAGAUUCAUGUCAAGGUGAUUCUGGUGGUCCGAUGGUUUCGGGUGGCGUGCUUGUUGGCGUUGUAUCGUGGGGUGCAGGUUGCGCUUUCCCCAAUUUUCCGGGUGUAUACGCAGAUGUGGCUGCCCUACAUACAUGGGUGGAGAAUAAUGCCAAAACUAUUUAAGUAAUCUGAAAUGAAUAUUUGUGUCUUAAAAUGAUAUAAAAGUGUUAUUAUAACAAUAAAAGAUAUCAGAAAUUUACUAUAUUAAAAAUUGAAAA